GGGGGAGCUGCCGCCCCAACCCCUCUGCUGCCCCUGCCAAGCCUGUGCCAGGAGUUUUUUUUUUUUGCAGCAGCAGCAGGAGGAGCAGGAAGCAGCCCGGGUAAAUCACAUGACGCAGCCGCCGCCGCUGCUCCUGGGCUUAGUUCAGCGCUCCUCGCACUGGGAGGGGGAACCUGCUGCUGCUGCAGCCGGCGCUCCGCAGCCGCCGCUGCUCCUCGCUCGUCCCUGCUGGUGGAUUUCCUGGCCGCUCGCUCCAUGCAGCUCCUCCAUUGCGGAAGUGUGGCGGGGGCAGCCUGAGGCGCGGCGCGCUGGCCCUGGAGGGUGCUGCGGGGGCGGCCGGCCGGCGGGGGUAACAUGCUCACUCGGGUGAAGUCCGCCGUGGCCAAUUUCAUGGGCGGCAUCAUGGCUGGCAGCUCGGGCUCGGAGCACGGCGGCGGCGGCGGCUCGGACUUGCCCCUGCGCUUCCCCUACGGGAGACCCGAGUUCCUGGGGCUGUCUGCGGACGAGGUCGAGUGCUCCGCCGACCACAUCGCCCGGCCCAUCCUCAUCCUCAGCAAGGAGACCAAGCGCCUGCCCUGGACCACGGGAUACGCCGAGGUAAUAAAUGCAGGGAAGAGCACACACAAUGAAGACCAAGCAAGUUGUGAAGUGCUUUUUGUAAAGAAGAAAACUGGAGGCACCAAUUCCACUCCAAACAAAAACACAUCCACCAAACGAAGGUCCUCACUGCCAAAUGGAGAAGGACUACAACUGAAAGAAAACUCAGAAAAUGAUGGCAUCAAUUUGUACUACUGGUCACUGUUUGACGGACAUGCUGGAUCUGGGGCAGCUGUUGUAGCAUCCAAACUGCUUCAUCACCAUAUUGUGGAGCAGCUGCAGGAGAUUGUGGAGAUCCUGAAGAACUCUGCAGUCCUUCCCCCAACCUGCCUGGGAGAGGAGCCAGAAAGCAUGGUCGCUAACAGCAGAACUCUAACCAGGGCAGCCUCCCUGCGUGGGGGGGUUGGGGCUCCGGGCUCACCCAACACCCCUCCAACACGCUUCUUUACAGAGAAGAAGAUCCAGCAUGAGAGCCUUGUUACUGGAGCUAUUGAAAGCGCAUUCAAAGAAAUGGAUUUACAAAUAGAGCGAGAGAGGACUGUUUACAAUAUAUCUGGUGGCUGCACAGCCCUUGUUGUUGUGUAUAUGCUGGGGAAGCUCUACGUGGCAAAUGCUGGUGACAGUAGGGCCAUAAUAAUCAGGAACAAAGAAAUUAUACCAGUGUCUUCAGAAUUCACUCCUGAGACUGAGCGUCAGCGACUACAAUAUCUGGCUUUCAUGCAGCCCCACCUACUGGGUAACGAGUUCACACAUUUAGAGUUUCCAAGGAGGGUGCAGCGUAAGGAAGUUGGGAAGAGGAUGCUAUACAGGGACUUUAACAUGACUGGCUGGGCAUACAAAAGCAUUGAGGAGGAUGACUUGAAGUUUCCCCUUAUAUAUGGAGAAGGCAAGAAGGCUCGUGUCAUGGCAACUAUUGGAGUAACUAGAGGACUUGGAGACCAUGACCUGAAGGUGCAUGACUCCAAUAUCUACAUCAAACCUUUUCUGUCCUCAUCUCCCGAGGUGAGAGUCUACAAUCUUCUGCAGUAUGAGCACGGACCAGAGGAUGUGCUGAUCUUAGCUACCGAUGGACUCUGGGAUGUAUUAUUAAAUGAAGAAGUGGCAGAAGCUGUCACAAACUUCCUACCAAACUGUGACCCUGAUGAUCCCCACAGAUACACGUUAGCAGCUCAGGACCUGGUGAUGCGAGCCAGGGGAGUGCUGAAGGACAGGGGCUGGAGAAUAUCCAAUGACAGACUGGGCUCAGGAGAUGACAUUUCUGUCUAUGUCAUUCCUUUAAUACAUGGAAACAACUUGUCAUGAAAGUAGCACCGACAAUGAUAAUGGGAGGGUGGUCUUUUUAGGAAGAGCCUUUGAAAAGACAUGAUGUUCAGAUCUGACCAGGACAGUUCUGAUUGAUGUAAUUUAAUCUAAACUCAUGCUGGAAGGUGAGGUUUCUGCCCAAAAGGUAGGGCUCUGCACAUAUACUGUACACGAUUAAAGGUAUCUCUUAAGGUUACAGCUUCCCUAUAUUAAUGGUUUUUGGUGCUUAACAGGAAUGGAACUUAAAUGCUGCUAAUAUAUUAUGGAUUGAUGGUUCCCUGUAUUGUUCCUCCAUGUGAGGACCCCAUUGUGACCUGAAACUGGACUUGGCUGUUUCAAGCCACAUGGUAAACUGAAAAAGAUUAUUUUCAGUUUUGAAAAUAGAAACAGGGAUUGAAAGCCAGUGAGGCUCUCAGCAGCCCCAAGAUGACUGAAGUUAUGGACUUGGGAUGGGUCAUUUAAAAAACAAAACAACAAAAAACAAAAAAAGUUAAAACUUGAGCUGACACUUGAUGUUAUUGGUCAUUACGAGUAAUUGUCAUUCUUUUUCCAUGAAGAACUUCCAAAAAUUGCACACAUAUGAUUGAGUUCUCAUUUUUCCCACUUAAACCCCCUUCAGAACACUCUGGAGACUUUACAGCUCCUUAUUUCACAUGUUUUGGUGGCAAAACCAAGACUGUCCUUGUGACUUGGUCUAACCCACCACAGCCAAGCCAUCUGCAAAAAUUGCCUUGGCGAGUAGGGCACAUUGUGUUGGUACAAGAAUAAAUCUUGCAACAGGAAUUGUUUGUCAAGAUUUCCUUUGAUGUGUAACCAUGACGUACCAGAUCUUUACUUGAUGCAGAGUUCCUCUGGAAGCCAAGGUUUCUUUGGGUAGGGCUACCCUGCAGCUCAGGUAGACUGACUCGUGUUAGCGGGGCUCGAGCUAGUGCGCUAAAACUAGCAGCAUAGACAUUUCAGCUCAGGCUGGAGCUUGGGCUCUCAAGUCUAAGAGGUCUGUGGGCUUGAGAGGCUGAGCUCCAGCCUGAGCCACAAUGUCCACAUUCCUAUUUUUAGCCCUCUAGCUUGAGUCCAUCUGCCCAGGCUGGGAGGCUUGCUCCUAGCUGGAGGGUAGACGUACCUUUUGGAACCUAGGAUUUACAUUCUUUGGCUGGUUCUGUGUACUUUAUCAUGCAUCCUGUUGAAAAGAUCACUGGACAUACAGCUUAGCGAUCAGUGUUCAGUAAAUGUAUUUUGUCUUCUGAGUUUGGGUGUCUAUGGUAAAUGUUAUUGUUCUCGUUAUUAACCCAGAAACACAGAUAGCAACCUUAUUGAAAACCCUUUCACUUCUGUCUCCCUUAUUAUUCACCAUAAAAGCCCUCUGCCUGCCCCCAUCAUCAGAAGGUGGCAACUCACUCAUAACUGUGCACCUUCUGAUACCAGCGGUAGAGGAUUAACAUGUUAGUGGAAGUCCUUGGCUUGCCUGGUCUCCUCUGCCAGUUGUACUCACUUGAUGUUAAGAAAAAUCUCUCUAAAUAAGAUACCAGCGUAGAAGCAACAGUGCAACAGGAAACCAUUCAGGCAAAAUGCAAUGUAGACAUAGCCAGUGUAGUGCAGUAACUGGAGGUGUGAUUUGCAGCUCAUGUAGCCAUAUCUGCACUAGCCUUAAUCUAACUAAUCUGGCUCAAAGCAGCAGUGAGCUUCAGCGUGGGCUAGCAAUGCCAGGGUGUGCCCAGAGGUCCCGGGGAGCUUGGACAGCCUGUGCUGACACCCACACUGCUGCAGCUUCACUGUUAUUGGGACCUGGGCUAGCUAGAUGGUUAUGGCUCCACAAACUGCAAAGCACAGCUGGGAUUGCAAUGCAGACAUAGCUGCAGUUACUGGUCUUCACUGCCAGCAAUGUCAGUCCUUUUUGCAGAAUCUGCUAACAGAUAGAUGGGUCCUCAUGUCUAGCGAGCCCCCUAACUGUGUACUGCUGAGCUGCUGAUGCCGGUUUGUAAAUAAAUUUGCCUAGCUAGGAGAAACGCAGUUGACAUAAUCAUAGAAAUAUGGGAGUGCUAACUAGACACCUCACAAAUGGUAAGUUUGUCCCAAAGGAGAAAGUGCCAGCUUUAACAAGCGGAGGCCGUGUCCUCUGCAUUCCUUGAGGUGGUCACAUUUUCUUCUGAAUAGGAGAGGCCUGGAGCCUUCCAACUGAGUAAUUUAUUAUGUGCUACAUAAACAAGGUACCGUGUGUUUUCAGUGAAGCUCAACAGGUGUUUAGUUCAUUCCAUGGCACUACAAGGGCUGCUAUGCCACCUUGAUGUGCAAGUACAACAAUCCCAGUGCACCAGACUUAAAAGCCCCUCCCUGUCACUGGCAAGCAGGAGUUCCAAGCUGAAAUGAGGCAGUGCUGAGUGGAUAAUUUGGCUCAAACAUGCCCCAAGUGUAUGACUGUAGCCUGCAAACUGUUCCAUGGAUUCCACAGUGCCUGCAUGUGAGAGCACUGCAGAAAACACAGCUGUUUCACAAUCCAGAGCCUAAAACAGCAGCAUAUCUGCUUAUGUAUUGCUAUGCUUUACCUUUUCUGCCCUUAGCCCUUUUUCUUUAUGCAAAUGGAAAGAGAGAUGCAGAUUUGAAAUCUCACUGAGUCUAGAACAUUUUCCACAUAAUCUCUCAUAUGUUUUAUAGUUCAAGCAAGAGCUUUUCCUCAUGCACCUAUUUAUUUUUUCUUUGUUUGGCCUAGUAAACUUAUCCGUGUACUUUUUCAUGGGUUUUGCGUAGUCCUCAGUGAUUCAGUUCACUUAAAUCAGGAGGGAAACAAUGGCAAAUCCUUUUGAGCGGUACUAACAGGAGGGAGCAAUGGUACAUCUCACGAUAAUGCCUAUGGUACCCGCUAUGAGCCUGAUUGAUACAAAUCCAAUGCCAGUGUGUUAUCCUUGAUUUUAGUUAGAAACAUGGUGUCUACAGCUGCCAUCAUUCAGAAGACAGGAAGAAGAAAGAUCUUUUAAUUGAAACUCAUUCAUCAGCAGUGCAAUUUGUGACUCUGCAUUACAGCAAGAUUUAGAAUAUUACUGUCCUUAAACUGCAAUGGAAAAUAUACCUUCCCAUUUAACAACCUUUUAAAAAGUAACCUUAAACGUGUUUGGCACCAACAGUAAGGUGCAUAAAUCAAAAGUAGCAAAAUGACUCUUAGCAAAAUCUUCCCAGCAUUGCUAUUGCUUUGUGAAUUGAGCUCAGUAGGUUUCCUUGUUUUUUCAUUCAGAAUUUCACCUCAUCCCUUUGCAGCUAGCGCCUCAGAUCAUGGGGUUGGCUUCCAGAGCACUUCCUGGAAAGGCCAAAAGCACGUCACUCAGAACACUGAGAAAGAAAACAGAGACUCUUGAAUUCUGUGGAAACUGAAUUGCAGUCAAGUCCUUGUUUUAAUGAGCUCCAAAGAUGUUCUAGUUUAAUAAAAAGCUUCCCAGUCAAACAUAAGUUUACUGCAAUUGUGCUGGUGUUUUUUGUUUUGCUUUUCAUUCAAAACCUCUUAGACAUGCACAUGCUUUCCUCAUUAGAAAUGUCUGCCCAGUAUAAUUCCCUCUGAUACAAUACUGUCGUAGCCUGGCUUUUACCUACACCUCAGUAUAAAUACCUUCCUACCACCUCUGUGUAGCAUUCCAUACUUUUCUCCAAAAAGUGAUGCUUUUAGGAGGCGGGGGAAUAUUUGGGGACGGGGGGAGAAUUAUUGAAAAGAGAUUCAAGUACAUCUCGUUUUAUCACAGACUCUUGCUUCCCUUUGUAGAUUUCAGCAUAUUAUGGGUCACAGCAGCAAACAUUUCUGAAGGCAAGUAGAAAGCUUUGAAAAUUUUCUUCCCACCUAUGACCACUGUUGUGUGCAUGCCAUUUUCCAGCAAGAGCAUUUUGUGCCUUAAAGGCACUACACUACUUCGGUAAUAAGGCACGUUCCAUUAGGACAGCAAAUCUCAGUCCCUGCGCUCCCAAUACACACAUGCGCCCAUAACGGUUCUGCACACAAAAACGCUCUCACUCUGGUAGGAUAUUUGAUAUGCAGGAAUUGGACUGCCUAAGAAUGAUCAGCUAUGGUAAUAAUCCUGCUGUGCCGAUCAAUAAUGCUGCUUCACAAUGCUAUCCCCCUCCAAUCAAGCAGUACUAUUUACAAAAUCAGGCAAGUCAUCAAAUCAUAGACUAAUAGAAAUUAUAUAUGGAAAAUGACUAAUAAACCGUCUAGUCUAUCUCUUCUGCAAAUACUGAAUAACUCCCUAAAGCUUUUUUUUUCCCCAAGUGCUUGCUCCAGUCUUAUUUUAAACAUCCCAAGCAAAAUGACUUCCUCUGUUCUUCUUUGAAUACUAUUCCAUAUGCUAAUACAGCUGCCUCUCAAACUUUCUCCUGCCUAUGUGGCCAAAAUUUUCUCUUGCUUAAUUUAAUGGAAAGCCUAGAUAUUUCAUUUCUAUCACGUCUCUUUAGGUAACCAACGGAGUUACAUUCUCUGAGUGAAUACAUAAUCAUACCACCUGAGAGAGCUGAUUGUCAAUAGCCCCUGCACCAGAAAAGAGAGAAAUUUCCUAAUAAAACAAAUUGAAAAGCAACAAGGCUGACUGUAAAGUAAAAGUGGUUUUUAGGCCUUGGGACUGGCAAGAAAUUAUUUACAUGAUCAAGUGCAACUAAAGAGGUCUCUGAAUUACUGUAGUAGCUAUGUCCUGUCUCCAUGCUGAUUUGAAGCACAACACUUACAAUAUCUGGACGGGUCUUGGCUUUGAACUGUACUUGUACAUAGACUUGGUUUUAAAGGACACUACGCAACCCAGCCAACUCUGUCAUAUUUGUUCUUGCCUUUUUUUGCACAUGUGACAUCAUGGCUUGUAUCUAACAUGAAUUCCAGACUCUGGUAAUUUUGUUUUCAUGACAUUCUAGAUGUGUAAAUAACCUUUUUGUUCUAUCUGGCUCUUAGAUGUAGAUAUAUUAAUGUGGCUAUCAUAUAGACAGUGACCAAAAAUGCUGUAACUGUGCUGCUGUUUUCUACCUGUGAUGUACUUGAAGGAGGCUCCCUUGUCAACCUCCACCUUUUUUGUUCUUCCAUGGGUACUUUCUUUUACUACUUUUUUUGUGUUUUACAUUCGGUAGCCGCCACUUUCCGUCAUUAGCAUAUUUUGAGGAAUGUUUGAUUGUCUAAACUUUGUAUAGCCCAAACAAAGAAGAAUCUGUUGGAUGAAGAUGUUUUGGACCAAUGUACUUUUGCUUUGUGACUGUGAAAUGUUACCUUUUUUGUAACCCGAGAACAAAAAAUGUUUAGUAAAGGGAUAUAUUUUGUGGGUUUUUUUGAAACUUUUAAGUGCAAUGAAAAAAAUGAGGAUGCUGAAGAAAUGUAUGCACAGAGAAGUUUUAAAAUAAAAAAUAAAUUAUAUAUAUAUAUAUAUAUAAACACUUUA
Messenger RNA from Mauremys mutica (yellowpond turtle), 7286 nucleotides. It is a transcript of the gene PPM1H, whose product is annotated as protein phosphatase, Mg2+/Mn2+ dependent 1H. Gene Ontology annotation, molecular function: protein serine/threonine phosphatase activity. Bases 355 to 1899 code for a protein of 514 amino acids. The record is from RefSeq and is a predicted model, not a curated record. Gene Ontology annotation, biological process: protein dephosphorylation. The transcript has 10 exons. Lineage: Eukaryota; Metazoa; Chordata; Testudines; Geoemydidae.